This is a messenger RNA of Anopheles merus, 678 nucleotides long. RefSeq lists its product as uncharacterized. The record is from RefSeq and is a predicted model, not a curated record. NCBI's taxonomy places the organism in Eukaryota, Metazoa, Arthropoda, Insecta, Diptera, Culicidae. The coding region runs from base 120 to 554 and encodes 144 amino acids. The transcript is spliced from 2 exons.
CGACUAACGAUCGUUAUCGACCGAUACUGCCCUGAGUGAGUGUCUGUGCUCUGUGUGCUCUUGCCCGUCCGCUGUUCAUACGAAGUGCUUCUCCAGGGCCGAAACAAUCCAGAAAAAAAAUGGCAACCACAUGGAUCCCGACCAGCGUGCAUGGACCGUACCCACCCCACAUGGUGCCGGGCGGUGUGGACAGUGACGGUGCGCAGAUCUUCGUCGGCCGGGCACACCAUGGCGGGGAUCUGCUGCCCGCGAAAGUGAUUCCGGACAAGACCGCCGCGUACGUUGCGUACGGUGGCCAGGAGACGCUGGUCGAGCACGUGGAGGUGCUGGUCCACAAGCAGCUGAUCUGGGAUACGGCUUCGUCCGGCCAGGUACCGCUCGGUGCCGUCGUCGGUGGCCACACAUCCGAUGGGGAGAUGCUGUACGUUGGCCGCGCCUACCACGAGGGAUCGCAAACGAUCGGCAAGGUGCAUUGCUCGCACAACUGCAUCUACAUCCCGUACGGGGGUGCGGAAGUUUCCGUCCCUACGUAUGAAGUGCUGUGCGAGCGAUAAAACGCAAGUGGAAGGUAAUGGGUAACGCUGGGACAGCACAUUUUGGAAUCUAAUUUUUAACACGGCAGUUAAUAAGCUACACCACGGACUGACUGAAGGCCACAGGGGUGGUGGUACAAAUGAA